AUGCGCAUCAAAGACGGAGACGAAGAGCAAUCAGAAACAAACGUUACAGCCGUAACGCCAGCACCGGCGCCUUCCUCUCCCGAGCCCCCAUUUACGAUAUUCGACCGGAGGCAGCAGUGGCUGAUAAUCGCCAUUGUCUCUACAGCUGCGACUUUCUCUGGAUUCGCAUCCAACAUUUACUUUCCUGCUCUUCCGACCAUUGCAGACAACUUGAACGUCUCGUUGGAAUUGAUCAAUUUGACCGUGACUUCCUACCUUAUCUUCCAAGGAAUCGCACCCAGCUUCUGGGGGCCUGUAUCGGACGUCAGAGGACGCCGGAUUGCCUACGCUUUCACAUUCGUUGUAUUCCUGGGAGCCUGCAUUGGGCUUGCGGAAGCCAAAAAUUAUGCCACUUUGAUUGUUCUUCGAUGCCUUCAAAGUACAGGGAGUGCGAGCACAAUUGCGAUUGGCUCUGGGGUAGUCGGUGACAUUACAACCCGUGCAGAUCGAGGAGGGUUCAUGGGCAUCUUCCAGGCCGGGCUCCUGGUUCCAGUCGCGGUAGGGCCCGUUAUUGGAGGCGCCUUAGCAGGGACGCUCGGAUGGAGAUCUAUCUUCUGGUUCCUGGCCAUCUACAGUGGCUCCUUCCUCAUCGUGCUGCUUAUAUUCCUGCCCGAGACUUUGAGGUCUGUGGUUGGAAACGGAAGUCGUGUGCCAUCGAACUUCGUGGCGAAAUUUCCCUUGAGUACGUACGCGAAGCUCACGCAGGUCGAGUGGGAUCCGGAGACGUCACCGUCUGAUCUUGCGCCUCGAAAGAGGAUUGAUGUGACUGGCCCCUUCCGCAUUCUGGUCAGCAAGCAGGCCGCACCCAUCGUCGUCUUUCUCGCUGUCUAUUACGCUGUGUGGCAGAUGAGCAUUACUGCCAUGUCCUCUCUGUUCAAGGACAAGUAUGGGUUAAGCGAGAUCCACAUCGGUCUCACCUUUAUUGCGAACGGAGUGGGCUCAAUGGUGGGAACCCUGAUUGCAGGAAGAAUCAUGAACCUCGAUUACCGCAACAUCAAGCGCAAACUCGACCUUCGGGCAGCCGCAACCCUGGAGUCCGGACAAGGGAACUCAGCUCGAACAGAGGAGACUGAAUUUCCUCUGGAGAAAGCCCGCUUCCGCCUGGUUCCUAUCUACUCCUGCCUUCAAUGCUUAUCGAUUAUCCUGUUCGGCUGGACCAUCAACUUCACGGUUCACAUCGCGGUGCCUAUCAUAUCAACCUUUAUCACCGGGUGGACCGUUAUUUCGAUGCAAACCAUCAUAUCGACCUACCUUGUUGACAUCUUCCCGAGCGAAGUGCCGCAGCUAGUGCCAGUGUCAACCUCGCCAGAUGUUUGGGCUGGCGCGACCUUCACCAUCUGCGCUGGAGUACAAUUGCUCGCAUUGAUCGGUCCUCUCACGCAAUGGAAAUACGGUGCGACGUGGCGGAAAGAGAUGGAAAAUCAGAAGUCGCAAGCUGCCUCCAGCGCCUAG
Penicillium chermesinum is the source of this 1491-nucleotide messenger RNA. RefSeq names its product putative MFS multidrug transporter. Gene Ontology annotation, molecular function: transmembrane transporter activity. The record is from RefSeq and is a predicted model, not a curated record. The transcript is spliced from 3 exons. Bases 1 to 1491 code for a protein of 496 amino acids. Gene Ontology annotation, biological process: transmembrane transport. NCBI's taxonomy places the organism in Eukaryota, Fungi, Ascomycota, Eurotiomycetes, Eurotiales, Aspergillaceae.